Polistes dominula (European paper wasp) is the source of this 640-nucleotide messenger RNA. RefSeq names its product ribonuclease P protein subunit p20 (gene Rpp20). NCBI's taxonomy places the organism in Eukaryota, Metazoa, Arthropoda, Insecta, Hymenoptera, Vespidae. Gene Ontology annotation, biological process: tRNA 5'-leader removal. The record is from RefSeq and is a predicted model, not a curated record. Gene Ontology annotation, molecular function: nucleic acid binding. Gene Ontology annotation, cellular component: ribonuclease MRP complex; nucleus; nucleolar ribonuclease P complex.
CUUCUUCCUAACUUCUACCAAUCAAAUUGAUUUAUAUCUAGUAGAAAUAAUUAGAGACAAUAAUACUUGUAUAUUUCUACAUUUAAUACAAAAUGGCCAAGAAACAUAAACUAAAAUCUAUCAAUGAAAAUAAAUCGAAAAAUAUAAAUGCUAUGAAAACGGUAUUUACGAAUGAUAAUUUCGUUGUUAGAAAACGCCAACCUACUGGAUUAAAUAAACAAAGUAAGUUACACGUAUGUGUGACUAAAAAAACAUGUUUUAAGGCUCAAUUACAAAGGUGUAAAAAAUUGUUUAAUACUGGUUCAUCUGAAAUCGUAAUUCAUGGUCUUGGUGCUGCUGUAGAAAGAGCAUGUAAUUUGGCCCUUCAAUUAAAAGAAAUUCAUUAUAAUAUCUUAGAACUGGAUAUUAAAACUUCAACCGUUGAACUUAUGGAUGAUAUUAAACCGCAUAAUGAUGAUGAUGAUGGUGAAAUGAAACUUAGACGUAAUUCUGCUAUACACAUACGUGUAUUUAGGAAGGAACCAAUCGGAUUAAUAUCAACAAAAAAAAACAAAAUAUGAUCUAUCAAUUAUUAUCAAAGCAAGCAAUAUUUAUAUAAUAAUUGUAUUGAAUAUAUCAAGCAGAAGUAUUUUUCAAGUUA